GCACGAACCCAACCAGAGCACAUUGGAUCCCCCGUUCCCCCGAACCCAAGGUCCAACCAACCGCAAACUGCAAACAUAUCACGCUCCCUAUUUUAGUACCACCUCGCGAACCGGAACGCAUCGCGUCCGAUAAAAAACUCGUCGCCCCACACCGCGCGGCACUCGGAGCUCAGCUCGCACGGCACGGAACGGAACACAACCCUCCCUGUGUCUCUCUCCCUGAUGCGCCGCCCCCCAUGCGGCGGCCCCGACCCACUUAGCCCGCGGCGGCGGAUGCUGCGGCGGCGGCGGCGGCGAUGAAGCGGCCGCUGCGGCGCCCGUUCGCGGUGCUCCUCUUCGUCGUGCUGUGCGCCGCGGCCUCGUUCCCCUCCGUGUUGCGCAGGUCGGUGGGCCCGGCUCCCGUGCUCGCGCCGCUGCCGCCGCUUGAUCCCGCGCGCCUCAACGCCACGCUCCUCCGCCUUGCCGCGGCCGAUCCAUCGGAGGCGCCGCUGCGCCGCGACGUGGACGACCUCCUCGAGGGCCGCCUCCCGGCGUCGUCCGCGCGCGCCCGCGCGUGGCGCCUCCGGGGCGACAGGCUCCACCUUCACCUCCGCCACCACCAGUUCCCCGUCUACCGGCGCGGCCACCACCCGGAUCACGACCACGACCCCCUCCUCCACCCGCUCCCGCGCCAGGAGCUCCACCUCGACCCAUCCCUCCGCCGCGCGCUCCGCUCCUGGCACCGCCUCCGCCGGCACGACCCCGGCGUCCUCCGCAAUCUCCCUUCCCUCCUCUCCCUCCCCGGCCGCAUCCCCUCCUGCGCCGUCGUGGGCAACAGCGGCAUCCUCCUCGGCGCCAGCCACGGCGCCCUCAUCGACUCCCACGCCGCCGUCUUCCGCCUCAACAACGCCCGCAUCUCCGGCUUCGCCGCCAACGUCGGCGCCAAGACCAACCUCUCCUUCAUCAACAGCAACGUCCUCCAUCUCUGCGCCCGCCGUCCCAACUGCUUCUGCCACCCCUACGGCGACGGCGUCCCCAUCCUGCUCUACAUCUGCCAGGCCGCGCACUUCCUCGACGUCGCCUCCUGCAACGCCUCCUCCCGCUCCCUCCACGCCGCAUCCAUCUCCGUCACCGAUCCACGCCUCGACGUCCUCUGCGCGCGCAUCGUCAAGUACUACUCGCUCCGCCGCUUCGUCGCCGAGACGGGGCGCGCGGCCGAGGAGUGGAGCAGCACGCGCGACGCGGCCAUGUUCCACUACUCGUCGGGGAUGCAGGCCAUCAUGGUCGCCGUGGGAGUGUGCGACAGGGUGAGCGUGUUCGGGUUCGGGAAGGCGGCCGACGCGAAGCACCAUUACCACAGCAACCAGAAGGCGGAGCUGGACCUCCACGACUACAAGGCGGAGUACGCCUUCUACCGCGACCUCGCCGACCGGCCGGAGGUAGUCCCCUUCCUCAACGACGCCGGUAUCGCCGUCCCGCCCGUCGUGUUCUACCAUUAGAGCGCGUGCGCGCAAGGUGCUCGACGUUAUGCCACUUUUUUCCGGUGGAGGAUUGUGUUGUAUUAGUGGCUCAGUGUAAAAUGUUGCUUCGUAAGGUGGGUUAUUUUUUGUGAUUAGAUUGAUAGACGAAUUGAAAUAGUAGCGAAAUUUUGAUAUGAUGGUGGGAUUGGAGGUGUGUACUAAGCAUUAGGAUCCCUCCAUUAGCAUACGAGGACGAUUUCUUCCGCUUUUGGCACUGUAACUGUAAUUUAGACUGAUCUUUCUUCGUAAUUUCAUGAAGAAUCAAUUGUACAUCUUCUAUACAGCCUUGCUGCAACUUUGCUCUCCAUGUUUCCCAAAUGGCAAAUACAACUUUAGCUUUGCAUUGUGUCA
Messenger RNA from Oryza sativa Japonica Group (Japanese rice), 1850 nucleotides. NCBI's taxonomy places the organism in Eukaryota, Viridiplantae, Streptophyta, Magnoliopsida, Poales, Poaceae. The record is from RefSeq and is a predicted model, not a curated record.